Messenger RNA from Drosophila sulfurigaster albostrigata, 5680 nucleotides. It is a transcript of the gene Ser, whose product is annotated as protein serrate. The record is from RefSeq and is a predicted model, not a curated record. Gene Ontology annotation, molecular function: Notch binding; calcium ion binding. The coding region runs from base 550 to 4818 and encodes 1422 amino acids. The transcript has 15 exons. Lineage: Eukaryota; Metazoa; Arthropoda; Insecta; Diptera; Drosophilidae. Gene Ontology annotation, cellular component: plasma membrane; protein-containing complex. Gene Ontology annotation, biological process: establishment or maintenance of epithelial cell apical/basal polarity; multicellular organism development; Notch signaling pathway.
UGUGAGCGCUCUCGCGUGAUUUGCUCCGCCCCGUGGUGGCUGCUGCGAGGCACGAAAAACGCCGCAGGACUCUUCACUUUAGUCGAGCGGCGCGCUUCGAGCAGUGAUGAGCAGCAGGCAGCUUAGUUCGCAGUAUAAAUGCCAAUUGGAUUAUGUGAAUCAACAACUACAACAACAACAACAAUAGUGAAUGCAUAUCAACAAGUGGAAGUGUCAAGAAGUGUGCAUAGAAAACAAAUGAGAAAUACUUGAAUGAAAAGAAUAACAACAAUACUAUGAAAAGCUCGUGAUAACAACAAAUACUAAAGCUGAAAAUAUGCCCUGUGAAACAACAGCAACAACAACGAAAUAAAUAUUCAACUGGGCAUGGGCUAAUUAAAGGCCAAUCUAUGUGCGUUACUUGUGCCAAAAGUUGUGGAUAAACCAACAACAAUAACAAAAACAACUAUAUAUAACUAAAACAAAACAACGUAUAAAAGAAGCAGCGACAACAACAACAACCAGCAACCAGCAUCGUCUGCAACAGCAGGCAACAAAAUCGCGCACAGAAUGUACAAAAUGUUUAGAAAACAUUUUCGCCGAAAAUCAACAAAAGGCAAUUCAACGACAGCAACAGCAACAACUACAACAACAACAGCAACAGCAACGGAAGACAGCCUGAGAAUGUGUGGAACGAGGCAGAGACAGAGGCCGAGGCAAAGGCAAACAACGGCGCUGCGAUCGUCGCUGAUCGACAACUGUCGAUCAUUAAAGUCUGCCUGCAACUUAAUUGCUUUAAUUUUAAUAUUGUUAGUUCAUAAGAUAUCCGCAGCUGGCAACUUCGAGCUGGAAAUAUUAGAAAUCUCAAAUACCAAUAGCCAUCUACUAAGCGGCUACUGCUGCGGCAUGCCCAGCGAGCUGAGAGCCACCAAGACGACGGGCUGCUCGCCCUGCACAACGGCAUUUCGGCUGUGCCUGAAGGAGUAUCAGACGACGGAACAAGGCGCCAGCAUAUCGACGGGCUGCUCAUUUGGCAACUCAACAACUAAAAUACUUGGCGGCUCGAGUUUUGUGCUCAGCGAUCCGGGCGUGGGUGCCAUUGUGUUGCCCUUUACGUUUCGCUGGACGAAGUCGUUUACGCUGAUACUCCAGGCGUUGGACAUGUACAACACAUCGUAUCCAGAUGCGGAAAGGUUAAUUGAAGAAACAUCAUACUCGGGCGUGAUUCUGCCGUCGCCGGAGUGGAAGACUUUGGACCACAUUGGCCGCAAUGCGAGGAUCACCUACCGCGUCCGGGUGCAAUGCGCCGUUACCUACUACAACACGACCUGCACGACCUUCUGCCGUCCCCGCGACGAUCAGUUCGGGCAUUAUGCCUGCGGUUCGGAGGGUCAGAAGCUCUGUCUCAAUGGCUGGCAGGGCGUCAACUGUGAGGAGGCCAUUUGCAAGAGCGGCUGUGAUCCCAAACAUGGCAAAUGUGAUCGACCCGGUGAAUGCGAAUGCCGACCUGGCUGGCGAGGUCCGUUGUGCAACGAGUGCAUGGUCUAUCCGGGCUGCAAGCAUGGCUCCUGCAAUGGCAGCGCCUGGCAAUGCGUAUGCGAUACGAAUUGGGGUGGCAUAUUGUGCGAUCAAGAUUUAAAUUACUGUGGCACCCAUGAACCCUGCAAGCAUGGCGGCACCUGCGAGAACACCGCACCGGAUCAAUAUCGCUGCACAUGCGCCGAAGGUUUGUCGGGGGAACAGUGCGAAAUUGUGGAGCAUCCAUGUGCCACACAGCCGUGCCGCAAUGGCGGCACAUGCACACUCAAGCUAACGAAUGCAACCAGACCGACAACAUAUCGCUCCAUGCGUGGCAUGAGCUCCUCCAUGGGCAAACCGAUAAGCCGUCGCAAUUCAAUACGCAGCCUCUCGGGCUUGCUGCAGGAGACACAGAAUGCCAGCAGCAACAGCUCCCAGCAGCAGCAGCAGCAGCAACAACUUCAGCCACAGCAACAGCAGCAGCUGCCGCCACUUGCAGCAGAGUUCACUUGCGGCUGUGCGGCAGGCUGGACGGGUCCAACAUGUGAAAUAAAUAUCGAUGAAUGCGCUGGAGGUCCCUGCGAGCAUGGUGGCACUUGUGUCGAUCUAAUCGGCGGCUUUCGCUGCGAAUGUCCGCCCGAGUGGCAUGGCGAUGUCUGCCAGCUGGAUGUGAACGAAUGCGAAGCAUCCUAUGCCGCCACACUGCCCUCCACCUCGACGCUGCUGACAACCACCGCCAGUGCGAUCAUUGCCAGCAAUCUGAGCAGCUCGGCAGCGUUGUUGGCUGCGCUCACCAAUGCGGUGGCUGCCUCGAAUGCGGCGGGAAACGGGCCGUGUAUCAAUGCACAGGAAUGCCUUAAUUUGCCCGGCUCGUUCUCAUGCCUCUGCCUCGAGGGUUGGGGCGGCGCCACGUGUGCCGAGAAUCUGGAUGAUUGCGUUGGUCAGUGCAAGAACGGCGCCAGUUGCAUCGAUCUCGUCAACGAUUAUCGUUGCGCCUGCGCCGCUGGCUACACGGGACGCGAUUGCGAAACGGAUAUCGAUGAGUGCGCCACAUCGCCGUGCCGCAAUGGCGGCGAAUGCGUCGACAUGGUGGGCAAAUUCAAUUGCAUUUGUCCGCUCGGGUAUUCGGGCACAUUGUGCGAGGAGGCCAAGGAUCAUUGCACGCCAUCGCCGUGUCUGCAGGGCAGAUGCCUGAACACGCCCGGCAGCUACUAUUGCCACUGUCCAUCGGAUCGAGCGGGCAAACACUGCGAGCAGCUGCGUCCGCUCUGCUCGCAGCCACCCUGCAAUGAGGGCUGCUUUGCCAAUGUGAGUGCAACGGCAACAACAGCAACUACAACGACGACGGCAACUACGAAAACAACAGCGACAGCGACUGCAACAGCGACAUUGACGCCAAAUGGGCAGCCCUGCAGCGGUCAUGGCAGCUGUGAGAUGAGCGACGUGGGCACCUUCUGCAAAUGUCAUGUGGGCCACACCGGCACCUUCUGCGAACACAAUCUCAACGAAUGCUCGCCGAAUCCUUGUCGAAAUGGUGGAAUUUGCCUUGACGGUGACGGCGACUUUACAUGCGAAUGCAUGUCCGGCUGGACAGGCAAACGCUGUUCGGAACGCGCCACCGUUUGCUAUGCGGGCCAAUGCCAAAAUGGCGGCACCUGCAUGCCCGGUGCACCGGAUAAGGCGCUGCAGCCGCAUUGCCGCUGCGCUCCCGGCUGGACGGGACUUUUCUGUGGCGAGGCCAUCGACCAGUGUCGUGGACAGCCGUGCCACAAUGGCGGCACUUGCGAAUCGGGCGCCGGUUGGUUUCGAUGUGUGUGCGCCCAGGGCUUCUCGGGUCCCGAUUGUCGCAUCAAUGUGAACGAAUGCUCGCCACAGCCGUGCCAAGGCGGCGCCACCUGCAUCGAUGGCAUUGGCGGCUACACUUGCAUCUGUCCGCCCGGACGUCAUGGACUGCGCUGCGAGAUAUUGCUGUCGGAUCCCAAGUCGGCUUGCUUGAAUGUCAGCAAUACAAUUUCUCCUUAUGCGGCGUUGAAUCAAACGCAGAAUUCGCUGGACACCGCCGACGAUGAGCAUUGCAAUGCCUGUGUCUGCGAGAAUGGCACAUCCCGUUGUACGAAUCUCUGGUGUGGUUUACCCAACUGCAUCAAACUCGAUCCACUCUCCAAAUCCUCCAAUCUCUCGGGUGUCUGCAAGCAGCACGAAGUCUGUGUUCCAGCUGCCACCGAAACUUGCCUCUCUCAGCCUUGUGUUGUGCGUGGCGAUUGUCGCGCUAUGGAGACGCCAUCGCGACGUGUUGCGCCUCCAAGACUGCCGGCGAAGGCCACGUGUUGGCCCAAUCAGGCGCUGGUCAACGAGAACUGUGCCCGACUCACUAUUCUGCUGGAUCUGGAACGUGUUGGUAAGGGAGCUACAGUGGAGGGACUUUGUUCGCUGGUUCGUGUGCUGCUUGCUGCGAGGCUGAUCAAGCUGCCGGUGACACCGCUAGCGAGUCCUGGCGAGGAUCAGGGCAUGCUCAUGGUGCUGUGCGAUGUGAAGACGGGCACCAACGACACCAUCGAAUUGACUGUGUCUUCCAGCAAGUUGAAUGAUCCGCAGCUGCCCGUGGCUGUCGCUCUGCUAGGUGAACUGCUCAGUUCUCGUCAACUCAAUGGCAUUCAGCGACGUAACGAGCUGCAACUGCAGCAUGCCAAGCUGGCGGCUCUAACGUCCAUACUGGAAGUUAAGCUGGAGACGGCGCGUGUGGCCGAUGGCAACAGUCACAGUCUGCUGAUUGGCGUGCUCUGUGGCAUCUUCAUAGUGCUCGUGGGCUUCUCUGUUUUCAUCAGCCUCUAUUGGAAGCAGCGCUUGGCGUAUCGCAGCAGCUCAGGCAUGAAUCUGACGCCACCGUUGGACGCACUGCGUCACGAGGAGGAGAAAUCGAAUAAUCUGCAGAACGAGGAGAAUCUGCGACGCUACACGAAUCCACUCAAGGGCAGCACGAGUUCGCUGCGUGCCGGCAAUGGCAUGGAGCUCAGUCUGAAUCCGGCGCCCGAGCUGGCGGCAACUGCAGCGAGCAGUUCGGCGCUGCAUCGCUCACAGCCGCUCUUUCCGCCCUGUGAUUUUGAGCGUGAACUCGAUGCGAGCACGGGAUUGAAGCAGGCGCAUAAGCGCAGCUCACAGAUACUGCUGCACAAGACACAGAACCUGGACAUGAAGAAGAAUACUGUUGGAUCGCUGGAGAGUCCGCGCAAGGACUUUGGCAAGCGAUCGAUCAAUUGCAAAUCUUUGCCGCCGUCGGCGAGCGAUGAGAGCGGCGAUAUGUUGGCCACUGUGGUGGUCUAGAGCUGAUGGUCGACUUUAAAAAACUGGGCAACGAUCUCACGACCCAACACACAGUCCACAUAAAAACACAGACAGAGAAACACGAAGAGAGAGAGAGAGAAGAGAGAGCGCGUUCUCCGCUUAAAAAGUUCCUCGCAUUUAGCAUGGCAUUUUGCGAUUCCAUUGCCACCGCACGGGGCGCGAUUUCCAAGUGCAUUAGUAGCUUAAGUCUAGUUAGUAUAGUUACUAGUUAGUUACUUACUUAAGCCAGUUAGUUAGUUAGUUUUUUUGGCUGCGUAGUUAGCACUCUUUGUGUUGCAAAACUUUUGUUAGUAGAAUUUCUCAAUCUUUAAGCUCUUUCGCUAUCUUUUGUUUUGACUCGAUCGUUUUUUUAUUUUUCUCGUUUUCAUCGCUAAGCAACAUCCUACACAGUGUGAUAUUUAGUGUAACCCAAAUGCGCGUAUAUCUCGAUGUAGCGCAUCUCUUUGGCCAGCAUAUAGCUUGUAUAUAUAGAUAUGUUAGCAUCGCAUAAGUUGUAAAUAAUUGUAAAGUUCUGUAGUUACCGUUAUUGUAUUUUCGCUAAUCGAAUUAAGCCCAAUAUCAUAAUAAAAGCAAACAAAACACACAUGUUAGACUCUAAAUCAAAUUGUUUAUAUCGUUCGCAAUAAAUAAUUAAUGAUGAUGAUAAAGUAUAAUUAAUGGAAAUAGCUGUGUAUUUAAGUAAUGAUUAACAAAUUGAUUCACAACUCACUCUACAUGUAUUAUAUAGAAACUUAGUAAUAUUUAUUUAUUAUCUUAUCACUCUGUAAGCCAGUUAACUUUGAUCUAGCAGCAAUAAAGCAAUAUCAUUAAUGAUAGUAAAAACAUAAAUCGAACAAUAAAA